Nothobranchius furzeri (turquoise killifish) is the source of this 3201-nucleotide messenger RNA. RefSeq names its product unc-45 myosin chaperone B (gene unc45b). Gene Ontology annotation, cellular component: cytoplasm. The record is from RefSeq and is a predicted model, not a curated record. Gene Ontology annotation, molecular function: Hsp90 protein binding. NCBI's taxonomy places the organism in Eukaryota, Metazoa, Chordata, Actinopteri, Cyprinodontiformes, Nothobranchiidae.
CAUGUCCUAUAAAUAUAACUGAGGCAGAAAUUGGGGGAAGGUUUCAGACGAUAGAACAAAUCUGUUGAAGCACAAGUGACUGAAGAUCCAGAUCAUCUACGAGACACACAAAGGACAACGGAGGAGACACAUCUAACCCUAAUCUGAAGAUGGGAGAUCCAGUCCAGUUAAAAGAUGAGGGAAAUAAACACUUUCAGGCAGGAGAUAUUGACAAAGCCAUUGAAUGUUACACCAACGCUAUCAAAGUGUGUCAGGACAAAAAAGUUCUGGCUGUCAUCUACAGGAACCGAUCAGCAUGCUACCUAAAGAAGGAAAACUAUGCAAAUGCGGUGUCUGAUGCAACUAAAGCAAUUGAUGAAGAUGCAAAAGAUGUAAAAGCCAUGUACCGCCGCUGUCAGGCUCUGGAGAAGCUUGGAAAACUGGACAUGGCUUUCAAAGAUGUGCAGAGAUGUGCAACCCUUGAACCGAAGAACAAGACCUUCCUGGAAACUCUCCGCAGGCUGGGAGCAGAAAUCCAGGCCAAGCUUAAGACAACAUUCUCCACAGACUCAAGGGUACAAAAUAUGUUUGACAUUCUCCUUGAUGAGGAAAUGGACAAAGAAAGGACAGAAAAAGCUGCCAACAACUUGAUUGUGCUGUCAAGAGAAGAUGCAGGAGCAGAGAAAAUCUUCCAGAGCAACGGAGUGGCUCUGCUCCUCAAGCUGAUCGAGACGGGAAAACCAGAGAUGAUCCUGGCUGCUGUUCGGACUUUGUCAGGACUGUGCACGGGGCACAAAGCUCGAGCCAUGGCUGUUGUUAACCUGGUUGGGGUUGAUAAAAUUUGCAGCAUCAUGGCACUUGACAAUGAAGAAAUUGCACUGGCAACCUGCAACCUCUUUCAAUGCAUCAACGACUCCCUCACUGGUGCAGAUAUGAGGGAUUAUGGGAAGGAAGCCUCUUUAGUGUUGGAUGCAUCAAAAGAUUUGAGAACUAUUCUUCUUGCUCUUCUGGAGAUGAUUGGAAACAAAAAGGUGUCUGGCCAUGGCAGAGACCAGGCUCUAAACCUGCUGAGCAAAAACGUACCCCGCAAAGACAUGAAAGAGAAAGACCACUCCAAGACCCUCUUCACUAUAGAUCAUGGUCUGAAGAAAAUCCUGAAGGUUUGCGGUCAGGUUCCUGAAUUGCCGGACCAGCUGCCCUUGACAGAGAACACACAGCUGAUUGCUAGUGUGCUUCUCAACAAACUCUACGAUGAUCUCAAAUGUGACCCGGAGAGGACAAACUUCAAGGACGUUUGUAAUGAAUACAUCAAAUCCAAAAUUGACCCUCAAAACAUGGACAAGACCCUCCAUGCUAUCAACGCCAUCUCAGGACUGCUGCAAGGUCCCUUUGAUGUUGGGAACUCUCUGGUGGGACAGCAGGGCAUCAUGGAGAUGAUGGUGGCACUGUGCGGCUCUGAGCGUGAGGUGGACCAGAUGGUGGCUGUAGAGGCGCUGAUCCACGCCUCCACAAAGAUGAGCCGUGCCAGUUUCUUCAUAACUAACGGCGUGUCUCUGCUGAAGGACAUCUACAAGAAGACAAAGAACGAGAAGAUAAAAAUCCGUGCUCUAGUGGGUCUCUGCAAACUGGGUUCAGCAGGAGGUGAUGAUUACAGCUUGAGGCAGUUUGCUGAAGGCUCCACAGAGAAGCUGGCCAAGCAGUGCCGGAAGUGGCUCUGUAAUCCUCAGAUUGACUCCAAAACAAGGAAGUGGGCCGUUGAAGGUCUGGCUUAUCUGACUAAUGAUGCUGACGUGAAAGACGACUUUGUGGAAGAUGAGCUUGCACUGAAAGCAAUGUUUGAACUGGCUAAGUCUAAGGAUAAGACAAUCAUCUAUGCAGUUGCUUGUGCACUGGUGAACUGCACCAACAGCUAUGACAAGAAGGAAAUCAUCCCCGAGAUGGUCCAACUAGCCAAGUUCUCUAAACAGCACGUUCCAGAGCAACACCCCAAGGACAAGAAAGACUUCAUAGAGAAAAGAGUGAAACGGCUGCUGAAGGCAGGAGUCACGUCAGCUCUUGCUGUCAUGGUCAAAGCGGACAGUUCUAUCCUGACUGACCAGACCAAGGACUUGCUCGCAAGGGUUUUCUUGGCAUUAACAGAGGAUCCCAAAGAUCGUGGUACAAUUGUUGCUCAAGGUGGUGGAAAGGCUCUGAUUCCACUUGCUCUUGAAGGUAUGGAAUCAGGAAAGGUGAAAGCAAGCUAUGCCCUUGCUAAAAUAGCAGCUGCAACGAACCCAGAAAUUGCUUUUCCUGGUGAGCGGGUGUAUGAAGUGGUACGGCCUUUGGUCAACCUGCUGCACACGGACAGAGAAGGAGCACAGAACUACGAAGCUCUGAGGGGUCUCACUAACUUGGCUGGUUACAGCGAAAAGCUAAGGGUGAAAAUAAUUAAAGAGAAAGCUUUGGCAGAGAUUGAGAACCACAUGUUUGAGGAGAAUGAAAGGAUCCGACUGGCUGCUACUGAAUGCAUGUGCAACCUUGUAACAUGUAAAGAGGUCCAAGCCCGUUACCUUGAAGAUGGAAAUGAUAAGCUGAAGCUGCUGGUGCUGCUUUGUGGAGAAGAUGAUGACAAACUUCAGAUAGCUGCUGCUGGAGCUCUGGCCAUGAUCACUGCUGCUGAGAAGAAGCUCUGCUCCAAAAUGACCCAAGUGACGGUGCAGUGGCUGGAGAUCCUUCAGAGGUUAUGUCUCCACGACAACCCCAAGGUCCAGCAUCGUGGUCUUGUUAUUGUCUACAACAUGCUGAACUCUGAUGACAAUGAGCUGGCCAAAAAACUGAUUGAGAGCGAGCUGCUGGAAAUCCUCUCAGUGAUCGGCAAAGCAGAGGAUAAUCCCAAGAGGCAGGAACCCAUUGAUGUUGCUCGCACAUGUCUGAUCAGAGCCAUGGACCUCGGGCUCAUCAAACCCUUCACUGGUCCUUCUUAAAGUGCUAAAAACUACAGCGAACUAAUGUACAUGUUUCCUUUAGUUAAGAAGAGACCCUUAAAGAUUUUUUCAAAUGAUUCAUAAUCUGCCUCCAAAAGUAUUUUUUAUAAUCUCUCAAAGUAUAAAUCUGUUUUUAAGAUGUUUAACUUUGGAAGUGUAAUGAGUUAAAAAUUAUUUUCUAUAAUGAAUAAUUUCAUGUUUCAUGUUUUUUAUCCAGUUUGUCCAAAAAAAAAAAAAUAAAUAAAAUAAACACAAGCUA